GUUGAAGUCAUCCGUCAUGAAGUUCCAUGCCCCAAGGCAACUUGCAUUCAUUCACAAUGCUUUUCUUCACCCUCUUUCUUCUUUUCCUUUCUCUAAUAUUCAUCAUCAAAUGGUAUUCCAAUGCAGUAACCACCAAAAACUCACCCCCUUCACCUCCAAGGUUACCUCUACUGGGUAAUCUGCAUCAACUUGGUUUGUUCCCACACCGCACACUCCAAACUUUGGCUCAAAACUAUGGCCCUCUAAUGCUACUUCAUUUUGGUAAGGUACCAGUGCUUGUGGUCUCAUCUGCUGAUGCAGCGUGCGAGGUGAUGAAAACUCAUGACCUGAUCUUCUCAGACAGGCCACAACGUAAGAUGAACGACAUCCUCAUGUACGGUUCCAAAGACCUUGCAAGUUCCACGUACGGAGAAUACUGGAGGCAAAUGAGGAGUCUAACUGUGUCACAGCUUCUGAACACCAAAAGGGUUCAAUCCUUUCGCGGUUCGAGAGAGGAGGAAAUUGCUAGAAUGAUGGAAGACAUUAAACGGUGUUGUAGUGAUUCGUUGCAUGUGAAUUUGACUGAUAUGUUUGCUGCACUUACGAAUGAUGUGGCGUGUCGAGUGGUUUUUGGAAGAAGAUACGGUGGGGGAGAAGGGACUCAGUUUCAGAGUUUGUUGUUGGAGUUUGGGGAGUUGUUGGGUGCUGUGUCUAUAGGAGACUAUGUUCCUUGGCUUGAUUGGGUUAUGAACAAGGUUAGUGGUUUGUAUGAGAGAGCACAAAGAGUGGCUAAACAUUUGGACCAGUUUAUAGAUGAAGUGAUUGAGGAACAUGUUAGGAAUGGAAGAGAUGGCCAUGGUGAUGUUGAUAGUGAGGAGCAGAAUGAUUUUGUGGACGUUAUGCUUUCUAUAGAAAAAAGUAACACUACUGGCUCCCUCAUUGAUAGAUCUGCGAUGAAGGCUUUGAUACUGGACUUUUUUCUUGCUGCUACUGACACUACCACAGCCCUGGAGUGGACAAUGUCAGAGCUGUUAAAACACCCAAAUGUGAUGCAUAAAUUGCAAGAAGAGGUAAGAAGUGUGGUUGGUAAUAGGACUCACGUAACCGAGGAUGAUUUGGGCCAAAUGAACUUCUUGAGGGCUGUGAUCAAAGAAAGUCUUCGGCUUCAUCCCCCACUUCCCUUAAUAGUCCCUAGGAAAUGCAUGGAAGAUAUCAAAGUGAAGGAGUAUGACAUUGCAGCUGGCACUCAGGUAUUAGUGAAUGCAUGGGCAAUUGCAAGAAACCCUUCAUGUUGGGACCAACCUCUAGAGUUUAAACCAGAAAGGUUCCUCAGCAGUUCAAUAGACUUCAAAGGACAUGAUUUUGAGCUUAUACCAUUUGGUGCUGGAAGAAGGGGUUGCCCCGCUAUAACGUUUGCCACAAUUAUAGUUGAGGGGAUAUUAGCAAACCUUGUUCACCAAUUUGAUUGGUCAUUGCCUGGUGGUGCUGCAGGAGAGGACUUGGACAUGUCUGAAACUCCUGGCCUUGCUGCUAAUAGAAAAUAUCCUCUUUAUGCAGUAGCAACUGCAUAUGAGAGAAAUUAGUAUAUCAUGAUCAGAAAAAGAAGUUAUGAGCAAUAAGUUUGUGUUUCAUAAUAUUGUAGCUUACAUGACUCUUUUAUGUUGUGGAAGCAUUUGUGUUGUUGCUGGUUGCUGUCGUUUCCAAUUGUGGUUUAAUGGAUUGCACAAGCUUUGUUCCUGCUUAACGAAUGAUUAUGUGUUUGUUAAUCUAAUUUGGCAGGUUAUAGAUAUAAACUGGCAUGCAUUUCAAUUUAUCAUAUCA
This is a messenger RNA of Glycine soja, 1800 nucleotides long. RefSeq names its product cytochrome P450 71A26-like. NCBI's taxonomy places the organism in Eukaryota, Viridiplantae, Streptophyta, Magnoliopsida, Fabales, Fabaceae. The coding region runs from base 27 to 1562 and encodes 511 amino acids. The record is from RefSeq and is a predicted model, not a curated record. Gene Ontology annotation, molecular function: heme binding; oxidoreductase activity, acting on paired donors, with incorporation or reduction of molecular oxygen; monooxygenase activity. The transcript is spliced from 2 exons.